AUGCCCCCGAAGCAUUAUCGCCAGUUCCUGGACUACCACGACAAUGAGUACGGCCCCCAGCGGUGGCGCACGCGCCUGCUGCCCGCGCUGAAGCGCACCCCCGAGCAUGUGGCCAUGGUCAACUGGCAUGCGGACCCGGCGGCCGUGUGCGCGGCCCUGCGCCGGUCGCCGGAGUCCUACGCCGACGCCGAGGACCCGGAGAAGCUGCUUUUCGUCCAGUCGCCCUACAUUGGCAGUCUCUGUGCCCUGGUGCCGGCAUCGGGGAGCGCGCCCGGCGCCGGUGGCGACCCCUUCCCCCCGCCCAUGGCCGACCGGGCCGGGCAGGCAACCUACUACAUCCUGAAUGUGGCGUCGCUACUUUGCAUCGAUGCUCUGGACAUCCGGCCCGGGCAGAAGGUGUUGGACUUGUGCGCCGCGCCGGGUGGCAAGUCGGUGGCCAUCGCCCAGCGCCUUUGGCGGUCGCAUCAUGCCGGGGAGGCCGGGGCCGGGCCCGAGGCCGGGCCCGGGCCCGCUGGGCCUGUGUGCUUCGAUCUCGGGGCCGAGGCGCGCGACGCGAUCGACGCCGAUGCCGAUGGGCUGCUAGUGCUGAAUGAGCCGGCGGCGCCGCGGCGCGCGCGCCUCGAGCGCACGGUCGAGGCCUUCAUGCCGCGGCAGUACCGGGCUUCGGUGCGGGUGCUGUCGCUGAAUGCCACCCGGACGGAGUCCCUGCCGCCGGCGCACCAUGGCCUGUAUGACCGGGUGCUGGUGGAUGCCCCCUGCUCGACGGAUCGCCAUGUGGCUCGGGCCCCGGACACCGCCUCGCCGGCGGUCAGUAACUCGGCCGCCGGGCCCUGGUCCCCCAGUGGCAUGGCGCAAACCGCCGGCCGGCAGCUGUCUCUGGUGCUGGCGGCCAUCGCCGCGGCCCGGGCCCCGGAGGAUGGGCUUCCCGGCGGACGGGUGGUCUACUCCACCUGCGCCCUCAGUGUGCGCGAGAAUGACUGGGUUGUGGCACAGGCCCUGCAGCAGAGUCGGUCUCGGCACCCGGUGCGCCCGGUCGACCCGCGGACCUUCGGCUUCCGCAUUGGCCGGCCGACGCGCUUUGGCUGGCUCAUCCUGCCGGAUCAGCCCGCCACCGCCUGGCAGCCGGGCCAGCCGGGCGAGCGCGGUGCCACCGAGGGCCAUGUCUCUGGCGAUGGCCUGCCUCCCGGCAUGGCUCCCAACGCCCCGGGCCACAACCAGGGCCCCAUCUUCAUUGCAGUGCUCGAGCGAAUCCCCUCGCCCGGCGGUGCGGCCUCCUCCAAGCCCUCGGGUCUUGUGGCCGAUGAGGGUGACAGUGACAGCGAUUGA
Molecule: messenger RNA, 1326 nt
Organism: Fonticula alba
Lineage: Eukaryota; Rotosphaerida; Fonticulaceae
Exons: 1
Coding region: 1-1326 (441 amino acids)
Biological process (GO): rRNA methylation
Cellular component (GO): mitochondrial large ribosomal subunit
Molecular function (GO): methyltransferase activity
Source: RefSeq, a predicted model, not a curated record